UCGUUAAAUCCGAGAUACCACAGAUCGGUAUUACAUUUCUCAAUGCUGUGACGCCUCGUACUUCCGGUUUACAUAGCAUUAAUUUCGUGGGAGGGGUAGUGUUUUUGUUUGAAUACUUGGCUCACACAAGUGAAGGUGUUGUUUCCAGCGGUCUAAAUGUAAGGUGGGUCAUCAAGAAAACAAAAGAUCCAUAUAUCUGGAAAAAACAUGGCCAUUUUUAGUGUCUAUGUCAUCAACAAAGCCGGGAGUCUGAUUUAUCACUACGACCACACGUCAAACCGCCCUGAGGUCGAGAAAACCUUUAGUUUUCCUCUGGAACUGAAACUCAAAAUAUUUGACGAACGAGUUGUUGUGGCAUUCGGAGAACGAGAUGGCAUUAAAGUUGGACACACGGUACUGUCUGUCAACGGAAUUCAAGCGGAGGGACGUUGCUUAAAAGAUGGAAGAGACAUCAUUGAAGUGCUAAAUGACGAGAAAAAAUAUCCAAUCAACAUCAAGUUCGGACGACCAAAGCUGACAUCAAAUCAGCGUAUAAUGCUCGCCAGUAUGUUUCAUUCAUUGUUCGCAUUCGGAACACAACUUUCGCCCGAACCCAGAUCAUCAGGAAUCGAGGUUUUAGAGACAGACACUUUUAAACUUCAUUGCCAUCAAACAAUGACGGGCAUCAAAUUUGUCGUGCUAACAGAUCCUAGACAGACAGCAGUAGAAAUGCUGCUGAAGAAGUUGUAUGAGAUUUACGCUGACUUUGCUUUGAAGAACCCGUUUUAUUCUUUAGACAUGCCUAUCAGAUGUGAACUGUUUGAUGACAACCUUAAAGGUGCCCUCGAACAAGCUGAGCGACUUGGAAUCAGCAACAUAUGAUAUUAUUGAACAAUUGAUUUGUGAAAUAUGUUGCAUAUGUAUGACAUGUGUCUGUAUUAUGUGCACUGAUUAUGUUGGUUCAGUGUUACUAUGUUAUAAAGCUUAGCUGUUGCAAGUGUUCACUAAAAAUAUGAAGAUUUA
Haliotis rufescens (red abalone) is the source of this 1002-nucleotide messenger RNA. Its product is annotated as trafficking protein particle complex subunit 4-like. The coding region runs from base 208 to 861 and encodes 217 amino acids. Lineage: Eukaryota; Metazoa; Mollusca; Gastropoda; Lepetellida; Haliotidae. Gene Ontology annotation, biological process: endoplasmic reticulum to Golgi vesicle-mediated transport. The record is from RefSeq and is a predicted model, not a curated record. Gene Ontology annotation, cellular component: TRAPP complex. The transcript has a single exon.